GUUUCGUCCAUUACCAUUUUAGGGUAUUUUAAGUGGGUUCUCUUCUUCUUUGGAAGUGGAAACUGUAUUUUCAGGGUGUAAGACCCAUAUGGGAUAACACUUCUUAAAAGCCCAUAAAUAUAUCAAGAUUGAAAAUCGAGUGUCUGCCUUUGGUCCCAAGCUCCUUCCAUUUGCUACGCACAGUCAAAAGGCUUCUCACUUCUGGCACAAAAACCUCUUUCUUCCUUUUUUUUUUUUUUUUUUUUUUUUUUUUUUUUUCUUGGUGUUUUGUAUGUAUUUGGAACCUAGUUAUACAACCUUUUGAGGUGAGAUUAUGGGCUGCAUAUGCUCAAAAGGAGACGAAGAAGAAGAGGACGUUAAUGACAAUGACAAGGAGCAAGGGUUUAGUAAAUCAUCCGUUCAAUUGGUUGCUCCUGCUCCUUCAAUGAGAGAGGAAUUUGUAGAUGUAGGUGGUGGCAAGGAUGAUCCUUUACAUGGAUUCCGAGGGAAUAAGGGAAGGAUGAGUGUUGACAUUCCCGUGGCUAGGUUGGGUAGCAUGCCACAUUGUUCUGAGGCAGAACUACUUGCUGCUGGAUGGCCACAAUGGUUAACAUCUGUUGCAGGAGAAGCCAUAAAGGGGUGGGUACCACGGCGGGCAGAAUCAUUUGAGAAGUUAGAGAAAAUUGGACAAGGAACUUAUAGCAGUGUAUAUAAGGCCCGUGACCUUGAAACUAAGAAAAUUGUUGCAAUGAAGAAGGUUCGGUUUGUUAAUAUGGAUCCUGGAAGUGUUCGUUUUAUGGCUAGAGAAAUCCUUAUUCUGCGUAAACUUGAGCAUCCAAAUGUUAUGAAGCUUGAGGGUCUAGUCACUUCAAGGGUGUCAUGUAGCUUGUACCUUGUAUUCGAGUACAUGGAGCAUGACCUAACUGGCCUUGCAGCAACUCCUGGCAUCAAGUUUACAGAACCCCAGAUUAAAUGUUAUAUACAACAACUGCUUCGUGGACUUGAGCACUGCCAUAGUCGAGGUAUCCUGCAUAGAGACAUCAAAGGUUCGAAUCUUUUAAUUGACAACAACGGCAUCUUGAAGCUUGCAGACUUUGGUCUGGCUACCUUUUUUAAGCCUGAUCAGAACCAGCCAUUAACAAGUCGUGUUGUAACUCUAUGGUAUAGGGCACCUGAGCUUUUGCUUGGUGCCACAGAUUAUGGAGUUGCUAUAGAUUUGUGGAGUGUUGGUUGCAUCCUUGCAGAACUAUUUGCUGGGAAGCCUAUUAUGCCUGGAAGAACAGAGGUGGAGCAAAUGCAUAAGAUUUUUAAGCUCUGUGGUUCACCCUCCGAGGACUACUGGCAGAAAACAAAAUUUCCCCAUGCAACUAGUUUCAAACCUCAACACCCUUACAGGCGUAGCAUUUUAGAGUCAUUCAAAAACUUCCCUUGCUCAGCUUUGGCUCUUGUUGAUAAACUACUAGCAAUAGAACCAAAGGAUCGAGGAUCAGCUACUACAGCACUUGGAAGUGAGUUCUUUACAGAGGAGCCCUUCCUUCUUGAUCCAUCAAGUUUACCAAAAUAUUCACCAAGCAAAGAACUUGAUGCCAGGCGUCGGGAGGAGGAAGCCAGAAAACAAAGAGCGGAUGCUGUAAAAGGACGUGGACCUGAAUCAGUUAGAAGAGGUUCCAGAGAUAUUGAGGGAGUAGUAGUGCCAACACCAGAAUUCAUUGCCCAGGGGCAGCCAAUAACAAGUACCAGUCGUGAAUAUGACUACAAUGCCCCAAUUGAUCCAUCUAGAGGAGCUGUUCAGAAUGGUUACUCUCAUUCUACUUCAAUGAUCCAUCCUAGGGCAGUUGGAGUAUGGAAUAAGAACACCAUUAUGAGAGUGAAUGCAGACUCAGUUGUACAGAACGCUCGUCACAAGGAUUCUGAAGUAUUGUCCAGCAAAGAACUUUCAGUAACGGGUUAUGUACCAAAGAAAAGUAGAAUACACUGUUCUGGACCAUUGAUGCCACCCGGAGGAAACAUGGAAGACUUACUCAAGGAGCACGAGAAACAAAUCCAAGAGGCCGUUCGCAAAUCACGUUUGGAGAAGUCAUGAACCAAAGAACAUAGAGAUGUGCAUAGUUAACAGGCCACAUCAUGGAAGACAUGGAUGGAAAUUUUGCAUGGCCACUUGACACUGAAUCAUAUUUUUUCAUGUUUAGCUAAAAAUUGGAUUUUCUCUUUCCAAGAAAAUUAUUAGAACGGU
This is a messenger RNA of Rubroshorea leprosula, 2212 nucleotides long. The record is from the annotation of a GenBank genome assembly. NCBI's taxonomy places the organism in Eukaryota, Viridiplantae, Streptophyta, Magnoliopsida, Malvales, Dipterocarpaceae.